GGCAGUUAGCACGCGUUUUUGUCUCGUUGUCUCAUUAAAUUAUCUCACUCUAUGUCUUCACAACGUAGAUAUAAACAGAUUGUUCACAUAUUCAUAUGGCAUACAGUAUGAUAGUAUAUGCUGCACGGUUCGAAUAGAUAUUAUCAGCCUUAUGUUCUCUAUCACGAACUUUUUUCCUUGCGUGAGCACGAUAUCCUGGUUCAGAAUGUGAAUUUUACUUUUACUACAAUUUCCUUUUUAUCGUUCUAAGCUCUUCGUAGUAUUAUUACUGUUUUAUAUUCGCGGAGUGAUGCAUACUCUAUUGCUUGUGUUGUAAGGCGAGUUCAGUGCAUGUGUGCGUCAUUUAUAAUUAAUCGGCAACAACAGAAACAAAGAUAAUAAUAGCAGUAACAGCAACAACAGGACGAAAAAGGGAAAACAUUUUUCCCUACCAAAAGCGUGAGCCCUUUCCCGUUCACGAUUCGAACGAGCCGUGAGCCGAAUAGUCGGCGAACAAUCCACGACUGCUGCUGGGGCUGGUGCGUGUCUGGCUGUGCAAGUGUGAGUGAAUUUACGAUACGGUGUGGUGUUGCGACGCGGGCAUUUUUUUUUUGAUCGAGAACAGGCAAAGUGUGAUGGCUUUUGGUGUGCGAAAUUGUGCAGUGCCGGAAAUCUAGUGUGAAUCAAUCGAAAGCAAAAGUGUAUAGUUACGACGACGCGUGCAGUGCGCUAUGCUACUGGUGUGGAGCCUUGCUUGCACGUUGCUCUCUAGUUUCGCUGGAUAUUGGAUUUAGAUUAUCUGCAGCCAUAGAUGCAAGGGCCGUAAAUCGAAACCUUGAAACUGUCAAUUUUUGCUGCGGCAAAUCUCGUUGGCUUUUAUCAGCCGCUUAUUAACGUGGCGGAGAAAACACUGCAACACUACAACGGCGAAAAGAACUGGAUCAUAAACAAAGCGCAGAGUGCUUUAUCCGCUAUCGGCUACCAUAGUGAUACCACAUUCAGUAAGCCACACAAAUACACAUUCACUGACCUACGGUUUCCCCCGUUGCGAGAAGGGGUGGCGCGGUGUGUGUCUGGAAAAGGUGGAAGUACUCUACUAGCGAAGAAGAAGAAGAAGAAGCGAAACCUGCCCGAUCCCGGGAGACCUGAAGAGGAAGAACUACUCCCGUCCAAGACGAUGAGAAUACCGGCGCACACACAACGAAAGGAGUUGUUAUUUGAGUGAUUUCUUAACAAUUUUAUCUAUCAACCAGUUUGGGAUAUCGUGAUUUUGUUGUUGUUGUUGUUGUAGUUGGUGAUUUGAGUUUGUUUUUUUUACGGUGUGGCCAACGGCAGAUUUAAAAGUGUUGUUUGUUUGUACAGCUUAGAACCAGGCUCCAGUGCGCGGUUAGAUGCCGGUCGGUGAAAUAUGCCCCCAUUGUCCGAUGUCAUCGGCUGAAUGUGUUUAAUGUUACUGGAAAACCAACCCGUUCGGUUCCUUUUUGUUGUGAGGAAGAAAGUGAUUAUUGAUAGUUGUGUUUCCCUACUGCCAUCGAAAGUUGCCUGAAUUGUGUGCGAGAUCGAGCAACCCUUUUGCGCCAACACAGAAAGGGUUGACCCUGUGCGAUUCAAGCAGAUACGCCCAAUAUCUCGACAAAAUAGAAGAAUAAAAUCGAUCCACUAUGUGUAAUGUACCGCCCAAGUUUUACAAAUUGUGCCGCCUGUGCUUGUCCAGUAUCACCGACUGUGAGUUGAACGAGUCCACCGUGUUGGUUGGUGGCCGGCAACAGCAGCAGCAGCAGCACGAAAAAGGCUCCCGAAAGCGCCAACAGAAUGGUUCCACCGCUUCGGGCAGCUCGCUGUUGGACCAUCAGAAUUCAGCCACCGGCGAAGCCGACGGUGAUGGUGGUGGUGGUGGUGGCGUUGGGGGUAGUUUUGGUGAUGUUUUGAAAAACCAGCAGCACAUGCGUCACCACAACAGUGGAACCGGCGGGGCCGGAAGUGGUGCCGGCGUGGCCAGUAGUAGCGGCAGCAGUAGUAGCAGCUCAAGUUCUAGCUCCAGUUCGAGCUCCAGUAACAGUAGCUCCAGCGAUGACGAUGAUGCCACCGCUGACGACGAUUACGACGAUGACGAUGAUUUCUUCGACGGGGCCGACGACGACAACGUGGACCUGGCCAAGCGGAUACGGACGUGUCUAGCUAUCAAGAUCACCCCGAAAGAUGGUCUUCCCGCAGUGGUGUGCGGUUCCUGCCGGGAUCAGCUGGAGACCUGCCACCGGUUCCGACGAGUGGCGCACAAGACGCAAAAGUCGCUCCAGAGCUUCCUCAGCUACGCCGCCAAACUGAACGGAAGUGCACAGGAAAUUCUCUCGCAAUCGUCCGAGAAGCUGGAACACCUGAUCGCCUCCUCACCCGCCUCGUUAGCCGCGAAAGCUUCCGCCGAGCAGGAUGCGAUAGCAGCGUUGCAAGCCCUACGCAACAAUAACAAUCAUACAAAAUCAGUUACCUCAGUACUUAGUAAAACGCAUCUACAAAACCUGGAAGCAAAUUCAGUAUCUGUGAUCCCGAUUGAGAGCAUGAAAAUUUCGUCCUCCAAUCAGCAGCAGCAGCAGCACCACCACCACCACCAGCAGCCGUCGAUAAUUCACCAAACGAUACACCUGCAUCCGACUCAGCUCCAGCAGCAGCAUCAACCAAAACAGCCACUGAUACAGGUCAAGAACCUGACCCAGCUCCAGCAGGAACAUCUCGAAACCGCAGCGGUAUUAAUGGACAUUAGUAAAAAAGUGAUAAUCUCGCCACCCAGCUCGAAUCCCCAGUCGCCCAGUUUGAUUGCCGAACAGCAGCAGCAACAGCAACAGCAGAAGCAGCAACAACUGCAGCAAUCGCAUCAGUAUCAAACCAUCAACAAUAACAAUCAGCCACAACUACAAAGUAUUAAAUCGUCUGUGAUAAAGCCUCACGAGUUUCUUCUGAAUAACCUGAAACGAUCGCCCAGCAGCGAAGAGAUGGACCUCACGAUGAAACGCCUGAAGGUGGAACCGAACAUCCUUUCGCCAACGCUGCCCGCCACGACCCUGGUCAAGAAGAACGUAAUCAAACGCGAAAGCCUGCCGGAGAUAAUCGGUGACGAUCAAACGAGCCAGCACAGUGACAGUGCCGACAGUAGCGACUCGGGGCGGCUUCAGAUGGACAUUUCCUCCCAGGAUGCCGGCUCGGAAUGUACGACGGAUGAGAUCAAACGGUCGAACAACAACAAUAAUAACAACAAUCACCACCACCAUCAUCAUCAUCAUCACCACCACAACCAGAGCAAUCAAAUUGAUCACCUCGGGCGAGAAACGCCGGACAGCUUGAACUCGGUUGAAGAACAGCAACAUCUGCAGCAGGUACAGGUUCAUCUCGGACAGCAGUUUGGCGCGUUGGCGGAUGGUACGGAUCCGGCGACAACCCAGCUAUGGCAGGCUCUGGCGCAAAACACAAAUCUCAUAAAUGGUGCUGGCAACGAAGCAACUCAACUCCUCCGCAAGAUGAUCAAUGCACGAGCACUUGGCCUUCAAUUCUCGCCGUCCAUUCAAAUCACCCCCGGAGUGUCACUGAUGAAGGCCGAGGCUAAUCGUAGCAGCGCUCAAGGUCGCCGCAAACAAUCUUGCCCAAGUCGGACACCAGUGGAAGGUAAUUCUCCAAACACUACGAUGGAAGCCCUCAAGCUGACCACUUCGGGUAAGGCUGGUGGUGCAAUGACUGUAGUUACUAGUAACAGCAGCAGUAGUCCGGUUCAUCUGGAUACUGCCAGUCACAUGAACCGUGCCAACUCGACCAACAUUUUGUUUCGAACGAAAUCGGAUGCCUCACCCCAGGGAGGUCUCAUGCCGAGUUCAAUCGACCAGAGCAGUGGUGUUGCUAGUCCUCAGCUACUAACUGGCAAAAACACCGCAGCGGCCGCUCAACUGGCGGCUCAACAGUUAGCACAGCAAUCACAGGCCCAACAGCAACAACAGGGACAGCAAGCUCCAAACCAGCAGCAGAACUCCCAACAGAAGGAUAUGUCUUGCACGAACUGCGGAACUACGACGACGACCAUUUGGCGAAGGAACAUCCGUGGCGAGAUGGUUUGCAAUGCCUGCGGGUUGUACUUCAAAUUGCACGGCGUAAACCGACCGCACACCAUGCGGAGAGAUACCAUUCAUACGCGACGACGUCGUCCGAAGGGGGAUAAAUCGACACGAAGGAAAUCCAUCAAGCAAGAAAGCAGCGAACCAAUGGACAACGGAGUUGUAGAAGGAGCGGCUGAUCUGCAGGCUCUCCAGAAUCACAACCUAUUGAUUGCUUUACGGGAUGCUGCUCGUGCGACACCACCCAAUUUCCCAAUGCCACCUGCCUUCCAGCACUACCUGCGGGUAACGCAGAACUUUGACCCGACGGUGGCCGAUAUGGAGCCAGGUGACGAUAGCGGUCCCGAGAAUGACAUUGACUCGUGCAACUUACCGUUGAACCUGGUCGCAACCCAGCUCGGUAGCGACUCGUCGCAGCACUGACUGCGUCGGAAGCCCGUGAAGGUUAGCUAGGGCAAGCGAAAGCCGCCGGCGAGAAAACGCCGCCGGAGAAAGAAAGGCAAGAGCAAAAGCAAUAGGAACAAUCAUCAUCAGCCCUAAGGGAAUCUGGUCCCAAACUAAUACAAUCUUCCUCGAGAUUUUUCUUAUUAUUUCAAUUGCGGUGAUGUAGUGCACCCGACGAUGCUACCAGCUACUACUACAACUAAUGUUAAUCUACUACAGCUAUGGUUUCUAUCAGUACUUCAAUUUCUAUAACUAAAAAAGCAAACCAGUAAUCCAAACAGCAAGCGAAGCCGUAAUGACACAUACUAAGAUGCGAUAGAGAGAACCAAACACGGCACGAGCAUCUCUACAAUCCUAUCAAAUUUGGACUUAAUAGAGACAGAAAAGCAAGAAAUUCUAUUUCUCUAAGAACUUAGUGUUUUUUUCUAACAAAAAACACGAAUACUCAAUAUAAAAGAACAAAACAAUCGCUACUCAAGUUAAGGCGCACUAGUGAUUGGACGGCAAAGGAAAUACUCUUAGUUUUUUACAUAUGAAUAAUGAAUGGAUCUUAUGACAAAGAUCGCUAGAACCGUAGCGAAGGUUGACUAAACCUUCACCUAUUAGAGCAGCUACAAGCAUGAAACAUCCUAAAGCAAUAAAAAAUACCGGCGAAAAGAAAUAUUAAAGACAGUUUCUAGAACAGUACAGUUAUAUCGCUUUAAACCGAGGCAGAGCACUGAUAAUAUUCGCCGAAUAUUUGCAUGAUAUUACUGAUAAAAUUGUACGUAUGCGACAACAAAUGAAAAAAUAAUCAAACGUUGAACCGACAGUUUUUAGAUUUUUCAAACACGUACGAGACAAAUAGUUUCAGCUUCGAUUGCAGAAAUCAAAAUUUUAAAUUUUGACGUUGAACAUUUUCAGAAGUAUUAUUUUUAACCGAUUAUCGUUGUGAAUUCAUGAAAACAUAAACUUUGCCUAAACAUUACACAAAAUAAUUCAAACACUGGAAGAACAGAACACAAAACGGAAAAUAUGUGAUAAACAUUGUUGGUUGAUAUUCUUAAAAGUUGCUAAAAGGAGAAACGAAAAGCAGUUAAAAUUAGACUUCUAGUGAAGUCGGUAAGCACAGAGAGUAAGGUAAUAAAUCAAAAUUAAUUUGUAGAGAUGCAAAGAAGAAAAAGAAGUACAGCCAAACACAACUGUUUAAA
Molecule: messenger RNA, 5707 nt
Organism: Topomyia yanbarensis
Lineage: Eukaryota; Metazoa; Arthropoda; Insecta; Diptera; Culicidae
Product: probable serine/threonine-protein kinase DDB_G0282963
Exons: 9
Coding region: 1641-4496 (951 amino acids)
Biological process (GO): positive regulation of transcription by RNA polymerase II; negative regulation of transcription by RNA polymerase II; cell fate commitment
Cellular component (GO): nucleus
Molecular function (GO): DNA-binding transcription factor activity, RNA polymerase II-specific; zinc ion binding; RNA polymerase II cis-regulatory region sequence-specific DNA binding
Source: RefSeq, a predicted model, not a curated record